CGUAGCUAGCUUGCUAGUUAGCUAACUGACUAUAUAUAACGCGAAUUUAGCUAAAUUUGAUUUAUGCAACUAUAUGGGUACACACGGCAGUACUACAGCCGUCGGCUGAUAAUCAACCAUCAGCUGGUUUGAUGUUGAUGGAUUGGUUUUUGGACAACUGUGCAGUGAGGUGGCACUGUCAGAACACAGAAAGACAUGAACCAGAAGCUUCUGUUCCUGGGGCUGCUAUAUUUUGUCCAGGGGAUGCCCUAUGGCCUGCAGUCGUCCCUUCUGCCCAUCUACCUUCGAUCCUCGGGCCUCUCUCUGACCAAGAUCAGCCUGACCAAGGUCCUCUACUUCCCCUGGGUGCUGAAGGUUCUGUGGGCCCCUCUGGUGGACCAGGUGGGCACUAAGAGGAAGUGGCUGGUGGCCACCAUGUCGGGGCUGUCUCUGACUUGCCUGGCCUGCACGGUCCUUUCCCCCGCCGCCGAGUUUGCGCCGGUCGCCACGGCGCUGCUGGCCAUGAACGUCCUGGCAUCGGUGCAGGACAUCGCCGUGGACAGCGUGGCGGUGCAGCUGCUGCAGCAGCGGGAGGAGGUGGGCUACGGCAACACGGCGCAGGUGGUGGGCUACAAGCUGGGCUCGGUGGCGGCUGGGGGCGGGCUGCUGGCGGUUGUGGAUGCGGUGGGCUGGGGCUCGCUCUUCCUGGCGCUGAGCGCCGUGUACUGCGCCGUCUCGCUGCACACAUGGCGGACCGCCGCGCUGAGCGCACCGGCAAAGGGCCACAGCACGGCCAGGACGAGCCACACUGCCCCGCAGAACCCCUGGAGAGUGUGGAGGGACCUGCUGACCGUACCUGGAACCAAGUGGACUGUGGUCUUCGUCCUCACUUACAAACUGGGUGAGCAAGGAGCUGUGUCCAUGUUCCCACUCUUCCUCCUGGACCAUCACAUGACCGCCGCAGAGCUAGGCUUCUGGAAUUCCAUGGUUGCCAUGGGAUUCUCCAUAUGUGGCUCCUCCAUUGGUGGCCUGCUGCUGUCAAAGUACAGUGUGCGGCCCCUGAUGAGAAGAGCCUUCGUGUUGCGAUUGGUCGGCAUGGCCUUCCAGACCAGCCUCCUGGGGGUACGCAGCUACUCCACCCUGGUGAAAGGUGGAGCCAUACUGAGUCUGAUCGUCCAGCAUUUUCUUGGGGGACUCAUCACCACCCUCACCUUCACCACCAUGAUGCACUGUACGCAGAGAGCGGACGAGAGCAUACAGGCAACACACUACAGUUUCCUGGCAACCCUGGAGGUACUAGGGAAGCUGGCCUUCAGCACCGUGGCAGGGUGGGUGGUGGACUGGGUGGGGUUCCAGGGAAGUUUCCUUUUGUUCCUCCUUCUAUCUGCCACGACCACGCUCCACGUCUGGAAAGCUACGGACAUGGGGGGUCAGAGGAAAUAGCUGUGACGGCACCCAGAAGCAUGUAUGAACAUGCGUAAGGAACUGUGGUUAUGGGCAAUGUUGAGGUCCCAUCACAUUCAGAUAGCCAGAGUGUGAGAAAAUCUCCACAGCAUUGACAACAUUCUAAAGCAUAUACCUCAGGCCUGAGAAAAAACUGCCAAUAUUCAUUAAGUUGACUGUGUGUGUGUGUGUGUGUGUGU
This is a messenger RNA of Megalops cyprinoides (Indo-Pacific tarpon), 1622 nucleotides long. RefSeq names its product major facilitator superfamily domain containing 3 (gene slc33a2). The record is from RefSeq and is a predicted model, not a curated record. Gene Ontology annotation, biological process: transmembrane transport. The coding region runs from base 196 to 1422 and encodes 408 amino acids. The transcript has 6 exons. Gene Ontology annotation, cellular component: membrane. NCBI's taxonomy places the organism in Eukaryota, Metazoa, Chordata, Actinopteri, Elopiformes, Megalopidae. Gene Ontology annotation, molecular function: transmembrane transporter activity.